AUGGAUAGUGAGACUAUAAAGACGGAAAGUGUGAGUGAACAGAAAAAGGAGUUAGCGCCAAAUUUACAGAAGAUAUGUCUCGUCUGCGGCGAUAAGGCACUCGGUUAUAAUUUCAAUGCCAUUUCUUGCGAGAGUUGUAAGGCGUUUUUUCGUCGUAAUGCUUUAACUAAUAAGGAGUUCAAGUGUCCCUUUACUAAUAAUUGUGAAAUAACCCUCGUAACGAGGCGUUUUUGUCAGAAAUGUCGUUUAGAGAAAUGUUUUUCUGUUGGCAUGGUGAAGGAGUUUAUUAUGUCCGACGAGGACAAGGCGGAAAAGAGACGAAAAAUAGAAGAAAACCGCGCCAAAAAGAGACAACUACAGGAUUCGGAUGAUAGUGUGUCCAGUUCUAAGAAUUUUAGACGAGAUGUUGAGAGUCCUUACACCACGCCGGUACAAGAAAGUACAAUACAGUAUGAUGUUUUAAACAGCACCACAUGCAGCCCGCACAGCUCAGCGGAGUCUCCUUUGAGCACUGAUGUAGAUUCUAUGCCUACGCCAGCCUACGGCCAAUAUGUGCCAGUGCAAACAGAGUUAUUCACAGUGAAAGGCUACCCACCGGAGGAGAAGACAAGUCCAAACCAGAGAUAUUAUGAACCCCGGCAAGAACAUUACAUGUGUGACAGUAUGGAUGGCAUUUACGAACAAACGAAACAAAAUAGUAUAAGCGCUUGUUCCAGGUCCAUCUUGACCAACGGCGAAGGAGUCUCUCAUCAGCAAGACUCGGAGCAUGUGUGCGAGGAGAUGCCUUCAACGAGCAACCCAGAAGUUAAUAAGGCCAGGGACAUACUACAAGACGUUGAGAGGAUAGAACCAAACUCUAUGGAGUCAAUAUUGUGUGAGGCAAUCAAGUUGGAAUUCGGGGCUUACUCUUCAGUUAAUAGCUGCAGUGGAUCAUCUAGAGAAUUGAAUGAGGUGGAGAGAGCCAAGCUGAAUGAGUUAAUAGUUGCUAACAAGGCGCUCCACGCUCCCAUAGAUGACGACGUGUCACAACUCAUCGGCGACGCGGCCAGCGCCGGACUCAAGGUGGGCGAAGGUAAGCACGACCCUCGCCUCAUAACGUUAGUGAACCUGACGGCCGUGGCCAUCCGGAGACUCAUCAAGAUCGCCAAGAAGAUUAACGCCUUCAAGAACAUGUGCGAGGAGGACCAGGUGGCGCUACUGAAGGGAGGCUGUAUAGAGAUGAUGGUGUUACGGAGCACCAUGACCUACGACGGACAGAGGAACCAGUGGAAGCUGCCCCACAGCCACAAGCAGUACGGCAGCAUCCAGACGGACGUGUUGAAGCUGGCCAAGGGGAACAUCUACCGCAGCCACCAGGCCUUCAUCAGCUCCUUCGAGCACAAGUGGCGCACCGACGAGAACAUCAUACUCAUCAUGUCCGCCAUACUGCUGUUCACGCCCGACCGGCCGCGGGUCGUGCACCGUGACGUCAUCAAGCUGGAGCAGAACUCAUACUACUACCUCCUCCGUCGUUACUUGGAGAGCUCGUUCGCGGGCUGCGAGGCGAAGGCCACGUUCUUGAAGCUGAUCGCCAAGAUCUUGGAACUGAGGAAGUUCGCCGAGGAGGUGACGGGCGUGUACCUGGACGUGCACCCGCUGGAACCGCUGCUCGUGGAGAUCUUUGACCUCAAACACCACGCCGCAUAG
This is a messenger RNA of Danaus chrysippus (African queen), 1686 nucleotides long. The record is from the annotation of a GenBank genome assembly. Lineage: Eukaryota; Metazoa; Arthropoda; Insecta; Lepidoptera; Nymphalidae.